This is a messenger RNA of Penicillium pulvis, 915 nucleotides long. RefSeq lists its product as uncharacterized. Lineage: Eukaryota; Fungi; Ascomycota; Eurotiomycetes; Eurotiales; Aspergillaceae. The record is from RefSeq and is a predicted model, not a curated record. Gene Ontology annotation, molecular function: oxidoreductase activity. The transcript has 3 exons. The coding region runs from base 1 to 915 and encodes 304 amino acids.
AUGGCGUCGAUGCAAUUGACAGACGCCGAUAUUCCCAACUGCUGUGGCAAAACAGUGGUGAUCACUGGGGGUAGCUCGGGCAUUGGCUUGGCGACUGGGAAGAUUUUCGCUUCUCAUGGUGCUAGCGUCUAUCUACUAGAUCGACAACCGGCUCAGGAUGAGCUUUCGGCAAAAAUUCAAUAUAUAUAUUGUGACAUCACCAACUGGUCAGAUAUUUUGGCGGCAUUUGAGCGAGUGGGAAAUGCGGUUGACAUCCUCGUUGCCAACGCUGGCGUUUCGGAAGAAGUCGACUAUUUCCAGGAUGUUUUGGAUCACGAAGGCAAGCUUGUGGAGCCCCAAUACAGUGUCAUCGAAGUCAAUCUCCGCGGCACUUUGAAUGUCAUCAAGGUUGGACUCAGUUUAAUGCGGCGCAACAAGGUCGCCGGCAGUAUUGUGAUCACGAGCAGCGCGACGGCAUAUUCGCCGGAGCAUUCUUUACCCGUGUACAGCGCAACUAAGCUAGGUCUUAUUGGAGUCAUGCGUGCCCUGCGUGCAACACUUCUCCACGACAACAUCACAAUCAAUGCCGUUGCCCCAGCUGCAACACUGACGGGACUUAUUCCGCCUGAACUUGUUGGGCCCAUUCUCGCCAUGGGGCUGCCAACUAGCUCUGCUGAAUUUGUUGGUCUUGCAGUCGUGUAUUCGGCAGUUGCUCAGGAGACACGUCAGGUCGAGCUGUACGGCAAAGACUCUGAUACCGCCGUCGUGGACAAGAAAGAUCGUUGGAACGGUCGAACAAUUCUUACAUUGGGUGACAAGUAUACUGAACUUGAACAGGCAAUCUCAGACCUCAGGCCCCAAUGGUUCGGGGAGGGGAACACUGCAUUGACCAGAAUGCAACAGAAGGCGACAGACUUCAGAGGUCCAGUGGCGUGA